Messenger RNA from Funneliformis geosporum, 372 nucleotides. NCBI's taxonomy places the organism in Eukaryota, Fungi, Glomeromycota, Glomeromycetes, Glomerales, Glomeraceae. The record is from the annotation of a GenBank genome assembly.
AUGAAGGGAACUCUCAAAAUUGUCGUCGCUGAAGCGAGAAAAUUGAAGGAUGAAGAUCUUAUCGGCAAAAGUGAUCCAUAUAUUAAACUUAUUCUCGAUAAAAAUAACAUUCAAACGACUCAAACCAAGAAAAACGACUUGAACCCCGUAUAUAAUGAACAAUUCAUCUUUAACGUUGACGGACAAAAAAAGCUCGAAAUCCAAGUUUGGGACAAGGACACAUUCGGAAAAGAUGACUUGAUUGGUGAAGAUGAGAUUAAGCUUUCUGAAGUUUGCUCUAAAAAAUACGUAGAUACUUGGGUUAAACUGACAAAGGGUAAACUCGGAUUCUUAAGCAAAGGAGAAGUUCACUUGAUUAUGGAAUUUCAGUAA